AUGAAUUUCCUGCGGUUAUUACCCAUUGUGGUGAUGUUUGGAUUUCUUCUUUCCAGUUACGCCUAUUACGUGGAGCAACGCUUCGCCAAAGCCCAACAACUCGGCAUUCCAUACCGUGCUUACUGCGAUGUUGGCGUUUUCUCCUGCACGCGUGUGUUUGCCUCCGAGUACGGUGCCAUUACACAACUCUUUGGUUUGCCAAGUGUGUCUAAUGCUGCGGUGGGAAUGUUGUUUUAUCUUGCCGAGCUCGCCGUCUGUCGAUAUCCACGGCUGCUUUUUCUAAUGAGUGCUGUGAGUUGUGUGGUCUCUGUUGGACUUUUUCUUAUCUUGACGGUUAUUCUGCAUGAUUUGUGUUUGGUGUGCUGUUCAAUCUAUAUAGUGAACUUCCUUACGGGCAUUGGAUCGUGGCGGUGGUUAAAGCAGCUGCGAUCAGAGGCAUCUAAACAGCAGAGAAAAGAAAAAAAAGAAGAAAAAGUAACGAAACAAACAAUAGAAAGAAAGAAAAAGGAGAAGGAGAUAUAA
Messenger RNA from Trypanosoma theileri, 522 nucleotides. RefSeq names its product vitamin-K-epoxide reductase (warfarin-sensitive). Bases 1 to 522 code for a protein of 173 amino acids. The record is from RefSeq and is a predicted model, not a curated record. Lineage: Eukaryota; Euglenozoa; Kinetoplastea; Trypanosomatida; Trypanosomatidae. Gene Ontology annotation, biological process: vitamin K metabolic process; peptidyl-glutamic acid carboxylation. The transcript has a single exon. Gene Ontology annotation, molecular function: vitamin-K-epoxide reductase (warfarin-sensitive) activity.